CUGCUAGUAUUCCCAUGGCUGGUCUCGGCGGCGCCGCUCUCCAGCUGCACGCGGCCGUGGCCGUGCUUCGCACGGCGGCGGCCGCCGGCAAGCUGUCCGCAGGCAAGGCAGUCCACGCGCAUAUGCUGAGAGCGUCCCAUUUCCACGUCGUCCUGCACAACCAUCUCAUCGCCUUCUACGCCAAGUGCGGCUGCCUCGGCCUUGCCCGCCGAGUGUUCGACGCAAUGCCCUCCCGCAACCCGGUCUCCGGGAGCCUCCUCAUGUCCGGCUACGCCUCCUCCGGUCGCCACGGGGACGCGCUCGCGCUGCUCAGGGCGGCCGACUUCGACCUUAACGAGUACGUUCUGUCCACCGCCCUGUCGGCCACGGCCCAGGUCCGGAGCUACGACAUGGGGAGGCAGUGCCAUGGGCAUGCCGUCAAGUCUGGGCUGGCGGAGCACCACUAUGUCUGCAACGCGUUGCUGCACAUGUACUGCCAGUGCGCUCAUGUGGAGGAUGCAGUCAAGGUGUUUGAGAGUGUGUCUGGUUUCGACGCGUUCGCGUUCAACUCGAUGAUCAAUGGGUUUCUUGACAAGGGCAAGUUUGAUGGUUCGGUCAGGGUUGUGAGAAGCAUGGUCGGAGAAGUUGAGCAAUGGGACCAUGUGUCGUAUGUCGCAGUUCUUGGGCAUUGUGCUAGCACCAAAGAGCUGCUGCUUGGCCGUCAAGUGCAUGCCCAGGCGUUGAAGAAGAGGCUCGAGCUGAAUGUGUAUGUGGGCAGCGCUCUGGUUGAUAUGUACGGGAAGUGUGAGUGCGCCUGUGAUGCUCAUUCCGCAUUUGAGGUUUUGCCAGAAAAGAAUGUUGUUUCUUGGACAGCUGUUAUGACUGCCUAUACCCAGAAUGAGCUGUUUGAAGAGGCAUUGCAGUUGUUCUUAGAUUUGGAAAUGGAAGGAAUUCGGCCAAAUGAGUUCACUUAUGCCGUGGCUCUCAACAGUUGUGCUGGUCUUGCAGCCGUGAAAAAUGGCAAUGCACUUAGUGCCUCUGCUGUGAAAACUGGCCAUUGGGGUGCUCUGUCUGUCUGUAAUGCCCUCAUUAAUAUGUAUGCAAAAAGUGGCAGCAUUAGUGAUGCAUGGAGAGUCUUCCUUUCUAUGCCAUGUCGCGACGUGGUCUCGUGGAAUUCGAUCAUAAUAGGCUAUGCUCAUCAUGGCCUUGCAAGAGAAGCCAUGCGUGUAUUUCAUGAUAUGUUGUCUGCUGAAGAAGCCCCAUCCUAUGUGACCUUUGUUGGGGUGCUGUCAGCUUGUGCACAGUUGGGUCUUGUCGAUGAAGGAUUGUACUACUUGAACAUUAUGAUGAAGGAAAUGGGUAUAAAACCUGGAAGAGAACAUUACACUUGCAUGGUUGGUUUGCUCUGCAGAGCUGGACGGCUAGAUGAGGCGGAACAGUUCAUAUUGAGCAACUGUAUUGGCACUGACGUUGUUGCGUGGAAAUCGCUUUUAGGUUCUUGCCAGGUAUAUAAAAACUAUGGCCUGGGUCAUCGAGUAGCUGAGCAGAUCCUUGAGUUGAAACCCAAUGAUGUAGGAACCUAUGUUUUGCUUUCUAACAUGUAUGCAAAAGCAAACCGAUGGGAUGGUGUCGUGAAGGUCCGGAAGCUGAUGAGAGAGAGGGGUGUUAGGAAAGAGCCUGGUGUUAGUUGGAUCCAAGUAGGAAGUGAGGUCCAGGUUUUCACAUCAGACGACAAGAAUCACCCAUGGAUAAACCAGAUCACCAUAAAGCUCAAAGAGUUGAUAGACCAGAUCAAAGUGAUCGGAUAUGCUCCGAAUUUUGCAGUUGUCCUACAUGAUGUUGAGGAUGAACAAAAGGAAGAGCAUCUUAUGUAUCACAGCGAGAAAAUGGCUCUUGCGUUUGGCCUUAUUCACAGCCCCGAAGGAGCAACUAUCCGCAUAAUGAAAAACCUCAGGAUAUGCGAUGAUUGCCAUGUUGCUAUCAAACUCAUCUCUCUUGUGACGAGAAGAAGAAUAGUUGUGAGGGAUACUGUUCGGUUUCAUUGUAUAGAGGAUGGAGUAUGCUCAUGUGAUGACUAUUGGUGAUCCACACCUUGGUUGUCAGAAGUUCCAGAACAUAUGUGUUGUUAUGGACAUCAACAUGGUGAGUUCUGUUUCCUGCUGGCAGAAGUUGUCGCCUAGGUUCAAGUAAAAAAACAUCACAAGAAUAUGUGCUCAAGCGUACACAGUAGUGCACAGAGUUCUUGGUGCUGCCCGUCGCCCUGCUCCCAUCUUGCAGCAGAUCCCCUUGCUGCUGGUGCCACUCAAGCCUACGUUCCCGCGGUCGAUCAUCCCAGGUCUCCCCCAUAUAUCCAGUGGGAAUAAUUUUUAUACAUCACAUUUACAGUGACGUAUAGGAGUACCUGGAAUGAACACAACAGGUCGACUUUCCCCAUUCUCGGGAACUUUGGUUUGACCAAACCACACAUUGCCAUGUCAGCGUACAAAUAUGUUGCCAAGGAAAUCAAGCCAUUCUCUCUCUGAAGCAGAUCAAAAACCUGAAAUUUGUCAGCUCAACUGAACGAGCCACAAAUACAAAAUGAUAUCGAAUCUGAUGUAUCUCGUCAGAAACGACUAAUGCCUCCGGGUCUCCCUAUUUAUCUUCAAUGCAGGAUCAAAUGCUUUAGACGCCCCUGUUACUAUGGCUUAUGUUUCCCUCGCAGCAUGUUAUGAUCCCGUUGUAUUCUGUCCAUUCUUUGUGCGACAACGGAGUAUCAUCACUGAGACCUGUAGCCCUUGCCUGUUAGUUAGGCAUGAUAUCGUUGCUGGGUGCUCUUUUUACUAAAAAAAAUCGGUUAAAUCCUUUGGCCAAGCGGGUUG
Molecule: messenger RNA, 2837 nt
Organism: Triticum aestivum (bread wheat)
Lineage: Eukaryota; Viridiplantae; Streptophyta; Magnoliopsida; Poales; Poaceae
Product: pentatricopeptide repeat-containing protein At5g39680
Exons: 4
Coding region: 15-2063 (682 amino acids)
Biological process (GO): RNA modification
Cellular component (GO): intracellular membrane-bounded organelle
Molecular function (GO): zinc ion binding; protein binding; RNA binding
Source: RefSeq, a predicted model, not a curated record